Molecule: messenger RNA, 984 nt
Organism: Vairimorpha ceranae
Lineage: Eukaryota; Fungi; Microsporidia; Nosematidae
Exons: 1
Coding region: 1-984 (327 amino acids)
Source: RefSeq, a predicted model, not a curated record
AUGAACAAGGUAUCGGAAAUAAUCGAAAGGUGUAAAGAUAAAACGUAUUUAAAUCAAAACAAAACAUUUCUUAAAGAGUUAUUUAGACAGCGGAAAAGUAUAGAUUGUCUUAAAAAUGAAUUAAAUGGUAAAAGAAAUUAUUUUGUACUUAAUAUUUUAGAAAGAAUAGAUUACGACUUUCAUCUUAUUAUUCCUACACUAGAAAAGAAAUAUAUUACACAGUACAUGUAUGCAUCAAUGUUCUGGUUGUAUAAAAAGGCUUAUAUUGAUAAAAAGCAAUUAGAAAAAAUACAAGAAAAUUUUAGAGUCAUGAAAAAUUUUACAAAAAUGUUUGAAGACACAGAAAACCAUUUUUUAAUGUUUAGAAUAGAGAAUGACAGAAAAUUACAAAAAAUAAUUAAAGAAGAUUACAAUAAUAAGACAAUACCAAAUAUAAAAAUAUUACCCAAUUUUGAAGGGGAAUAUGUUUUUAUUUUAAAUGUAGAUUCCUUAUUCGAUCUUGGAGGAUAUAAUGAUUAUGACAUAGAUGAUGCAAAAGAAAUGAUUAGUAGAAUUAAACACGAAUUUUCUAAAUUUAAUUACACUAAUGAAAAUGAUAGUUACAAUAUAAAUAGAAUAAGGAAUAAAUUUCAUUAUUCUACAAUGUUAUACAACAAAGUAGAUAGAAUAUUAAAUAAUAAAUUUAGUAAAAUAUACAAUAAUAUUUUACAAGUUAAAAGGAAAGGUGUAGAUAUAAAAUUAGUCAGUGAAUGUACUAUUUUACAAUUGUUAUCAGAAAUAACAUUUUUUAGAUAUGAAACUAUUUCGUAUGAAGAUAUUUAUUCUGUAAAAGAUAAACAAGAGGAAUACACUAAAAUAUUUAUAAAAAAUAAAGGGAAGCGUAUUGUUAUUUUUGGUGAGAAAGAUAAGAUUGAAUAUGAAGAUAAAGUUUAUUACAUAGAUAUAAAAUAUUUAAAUAUAUUUAACAAAAUAAUAUUAGAAUAA